This is a messenger RNA of Neocloeon triangulifer, 4269 nucleotides long. RefSeq names its product ras-responsive element-binding protein 1-like. Lineage: Eukaryota; Metazoa; Arthropoda; Insecta; Ephemeroptera; Baetidae. Bases 102 to 3380 code for a protein of 1092 amino acids. The transcript is spliced from 8 exons. The record is from RefSeq and is a predicted model, not a curated record. Gene Ontology annotation, cellular component: nucleus.
UUAGCCGCGAUUUACUUUGCGUACCUGCGUUUUUGCGCACUUUUCACCUAAUUAAUCGAAGCGUGCGAUUGGUCACGUGAUUUGAUCGCCACAGCGAAAAUAUGGAACAUUUGUCCUUAGAGCUGUUCGACCUCGACUUUUUUGUCGAUUCUGAAUACACCAAAAUGGCUGAGGGCAACAAAAGCAACGGAGGCCAGGAUGACAUCUACUCCUUCAAGACUGACUCUCCCUCGGGCCCGGAAAGCUCAGACAGGGACAGUAAAUCAGGCUGGUCGCGGCAAAAGUACAAGAGAAAAAUGCGCAGACAGUCCAGUGACGACGAGGAUGAAGUGCCAUCUCUCAAGCCAUGCAUUGUUGUGCUACAAAGGAGUAGUCUGUGUGAAGCUGCUUGGCAAAGAGAACGGAAAAGUAUAGAAGAGAGACAAAAGAUUGAACCCCAGCAACAAAAUGGAAACUCAAGUGGAAGUGUGUCGCCGAUCAGUGACUGCGAGUUUAAGUGUGGCCUCUGUAGUGAAAGGUUCUCCGGACGCAAUCUGUACAUGCACCACAUGCGUGCCAAGCAUGCCAACAAUAACAACACUCCACGGCAGCCGUCUCCACCUCCCCCUGCUAAAGGUGACCACCUUCGUUUCAUCCGAAGUAAGGGCGUCUGGAAGUUGGACACCCGUAGUCUCGAGUGUGACGACUGCAAUAAAAUGCUUGCCUCCCCGUACAAAUUUAAAGAACAUGCAGAGGUCGAGCACGGUAAAAUAAUUGUCUUGGGAGGCACCGAUGACGUGAUCAACAGUACGAACUUUCCCUGCUCUCAGUGCCAUAAAGUUUGCAAAACAAAACUCUCGUUAGACAAACAUAUAUUCGUGAAACACUCUGCACAACGUGGCCAACUGCCUAGUCAACCUAUCUCGGCAAAAACAGAGGAGGACCUAAGCAAGGCUGGUGAAGCAAAAACCAAGGCUUAUGAAUGUCCUUACUGCUUUACUUUGCACGCCAACAAGGACCGCUUCAAGAAGCACCUUGGAUUUGUUCCGAUUACCUAUUCAGAUUGCCAUGUUGUUACCGACAAUAACUCUCUGAUGAGGCAAAAGGAUCCUAUCAACUGUGAAGUUUGCGGAUCAAAAGCGGCCAACCUGGCUUUUUUGCAUGCCCAUCAAACAACACACACGGAGCUGCCUCGACCCAACGAGUGCCAGGAAAGCGAAUGUCACAAAAAGUUUAUCUUCCUAUGCCAGCUGAACAGGCACUUGCUGCUGCACCAGGUUAAGAACAAUGUAGACUUGCCGCAGAGUCCGGGACAAAAGGUCAAGGGCAAAUUCAAAUGCAACCUUUGUGCAAAGAGGACGAGAACAAAAGCCAAGUCGGACUUCCACAUGCAGACAUGUCACAAACCUAAUUCACAAGAGCUGAGGUGUGAAGUGUGCAACAUUUGCUAUGCUAGCGCCCGGCAGUUAACAAACCACUAUGCCAAGAAGCACGAAGGGAUGGAACCUCCACUGCCUUUGCCAGAUCAGCCGAAGGAAGACGAUUGCUGGGCCCUACCAGACGCAACAUUUGCUCCUUUCCCCACUUCAUCUGUAAGGCCAGAAUCAAUAGGAAGUUCCGAUUCUGUUAGUGCUUCGGAUGCUUUCUCCAUGUACUUCCAGUCACUACAAAGUCUCAAUCCCAUGGACAUGGACAUACCACUGGACCUGGAAGGCAAUGUGAGCAUUAAUGAGAAGAUCCUAAAUCCAUUGGACUCCUCUGGUGGUGAGAUGUCCCAAAGUCAUCAACCUUCCCCGCACCAAGUAUCACCUGAGUUCCCUGGAAGAAAGAAAGAAAACGAGCUCCAGUUCCACACUUUGCAGACUGUGCAGCACCCGGAGGCCAGUAUCACAUUCCUGCAGAAUCUCCCAACAGCCCCUUUGAUAGCAACGGAGCCUCUUCCAAAACUUGAAAGCAGUAAUCAAACAAACCUCUUGGUGACGACCUUGAGCAAUGGCUACCUUUCUAACUUUCAAGUGGAAGAAAAACCUGUGGCUCUAGUGCAACCAGAACAAAACAUAAUCACUUUUACUCCCACUAUUCAAACUUUGCCAGUCGCGAUAACCACUCCCAUCCAAGCCCAAGUCUUGCCAAUUUUUCAAACAACUGAGCUGAAGUACGACCCCAAACUAGAUCUGGCCAUUAAACAAGAACUGGAGAAAAAUACCAAAGAGCUUCAGGAAAUUUGCGAGUCAACUGCUAUCGGAUUUAUUCCAAUUGCUGAAACUGAACUUGUGACGGCUCCAGUGACAAACAUCGUCCAGCCCCUGGCACCUGAAAUUGUCAAAAUUGAGCCAACCUCGGAAAACAUUGACAAAAUCGUGCAAGAAAUCAUGUGUCCUAGCAGUACAGCUAAUGCAACUCCAGCUCUGCCAUCAAAGCCUCCAGCACCGGCAGCUGUCAGCAGCCAAUCUUGUGAUUCCUCCACGGCCACUCCAUCUGAAAUUGUCAAGAAAAAGCUUGCCGCCAAAACCAAAAGGAAAAAAGAACUUGAAGCAGCUCCAGUAAAAUCUGAACCAAUUGAUUCUCAGCCGCCUCCAGUCUCGACCGAUAAACAGGAGGACUGUAAACUGUGCGGAAAAUUUUUCAACACUCACGAAAUGCUCAUCAAACACUGUCAGCAAAACUGUCCUGGACGAAAUCAGCCUGGAUCAGACACCACUUGCCAGUUGUGCGGAGAAAAGUUGGCCGAUCGGAAGUUGUACUUGAAGCACAAGAAAGAGAUGCACGAGGACAGUCUUCUGAGGUGUCCGGCUUGUGACAAAACCUUCUUCCUGCAGCAGAGUUUGGGACGCCACAUGAAGCAGACCUGCACGCAUAGGCUGGACUACACCUGCCGGAAAUGCAAGUCCAAACACGAGUCGCUCGAGUCCCUCCGAACGCACACCCAGACCGUCCACCCUGAAAACGUGGUAUGCCACAUUUGUAAAAAGGUUUUGGCCACCAGCCAGAGUCUGAAGAGACACAUCAAGAGCCAUGGGAAGGAGGCUGAAUCGCAGAUGGUGGAAAAGUUUUCCGAGCUGGACGACGACCCGGACAGCUCAGACAGCAACCUGCAAAAGGUUUCCCUCAACCAGCAAGAGAAUCUGGACAUUACAGACGACCUAAGUCUGAAUGACCUGUCCUCCUGGGGCAAUAAUGGCGAGUUCAACAUAGAAAAUAAUUUGGACGAUGAGUUGAUGCUUUUGAGCAACGAGUCAUUGACCUGCGAGUUCUGUGGCUCGACCUUUGCCUCCGACAAACUUCUGCUCAGACACUUGUCCAGCCAACACUUCCCGAACACGCAGUGGCAGCCGCAAGCUCGGAACUCGCCCGUGGUUGAAGAAUUGGCCUCGGCCAUGGUUUCAUGCAAUGAUUCGUGAUCAACUCGCUCUCUUUCUGUGCAUUUUGUGGGAACUUGAAACAGCAUAAAAAAGCAACUCUAUUUUUAGCUACAAGUUUUAGUGCAGAGACGUAGUGUUUAUUUUUCUUUCAGAACGCCCCUGAACCGCUUCUUCAGCAUCAUGUUAGCUAAUUUUGUGUGUGCUUAACUAAGUAAAAAUCAUCAUUUGGAAUAUUAAAUUCAAAGUCAUGAUUUGCAAGAAAAUUGUCUUUCUGGGAAAUUAAGAAUUUUUUUUCAUCAGUUCCUGUGAGUUGCAGAAAUGUUUUCAAUUUAUAUGAUCAAAUGUUACUAAACUGGGAUUAUUAAUUAAUACAUUGUGAAUUUGAUUUUGUUUGGUUCAAUGAAAUCCUAUGUAAAGGCGUUAAAUGAUUACAUUUGUUUUAAUUUGACUCUGUGAGAGUUUUGCUGAUGAUCACUUUAAUCAAACCAUUUUGAAGCACGACUGAAUUUUCGAUUGAUCGAUUUUACAAAUAUGAAAGCUAUUAAGAUAAAAUUCUCGCUCAUAUUAAGUAAUAUUAUUUAAAAAUCGGAUUUAUCCUGUAAUUUAAUUUUGUUCCUCAUUUUUGUCAACAGAAAGGGUCUGUAGUUAAAUUUCUGUUAUCUGUUUUAACACAUAUCAGUAAUUUCCUGAUUGUUAUUAAUUAAUGCUCUAUUAUAUUACAUUGUUUGCGUUGUGUAUAAAAAUAUGUUGCAAAAAUGAAUGAAGCAUUUAAUUUUUAAUUGAGAGCAUAAAUUAUUGUAAAAGCAAACAAAUAUGUCAAAAGCAUUAUAAUUAAGUGAGUGAUUUGCGUCAAGGCGAUUGAUAGUGUACAUGAAUUUUGUGCAGGCAAUUAUUGGAGAUAAGGAUUAAGAAUAAAAAUAAUAAAUUA